Molecule: messenger RNA, 1323 nt
Organism: Metschnikowia bicuspidata var. bicuspidata NRRL YB-4993
Lineage: Eukaryota; Fungi; Ascomycota; Pichiomycetes; Serinales; Metschnikowiaceae
Gene: RPT4
Product: proteasome regulatory particle base subunit
Exons: 1
Coding region: 1-1323 (440 amino acids)
Biological process (GO): positive regulation of RNA polymerase II transcription preinitiation complex assembly
Cellular component (GO): proteasome regulatory particle, base subcomplex; cytosolic proteasome complex
Molecular function (GO): ATP binding; ATP hydrolysis activity; proteasome-activating activity
Source: RefSeq, a predicted model, not a curated record
AUGAGUCAAGACAGCGACCCGCUCUUGGCCGCGUUGCACAACGACGGCGCCGAGCAGACCCCCGAGCAGGCCGCACAAACCGCCGCCCAGACCGCCGCCCAGACCGAACAGCCCGCACAACCCGAACAACCUGAGCAGCCCGAGCAGGCCGCCGAGCACCAGGAGCGCGUGCGUGCGUUGGCCAAGUUCAAGGACAAGUUGGUGGAGCACCGCAAGUGGGACGCGCGGCUCAAGGACAUGCGCUUGAGCAUGCGCGACUUGCUGGCGUCGUACGACAAGACCGAGGACGACAUCAAGGCGUUGCAGUCCGUGGGCCAGAUCGUGGGCGAGGUGUUGAAGCGGCUCUCGGACGACACGUACAUCGUCAAGGCGUCCAGCGGGCCGCGCUACAUCGUCGGCUGCCGCAACACCAUCCCCAGGCACGGCUUGCAGAACGGCGUGCGCGUGUCCUUGGACAUGACCACGUUGACCAUCAUGCGCCUCUUGCCGCGCGAGGUCGACCCCUUGGUCUACAACAUGACCACGUUCGAGCCCGGCGAGAUCUCCUUCAACGGCAUCGGCGGCUUGGCCGAGCAGAUCCGCGAGUUGCGCGAGGUCAUCGAGCUCCCGUUGAAAAACCCCGAGUUGUUCACGCGCGUGGGCAUCAAGCCGCCCAAGGGCGUCUUGUUGUACGGCCCGCCGGGCACCGGCAAGACGCUCUUGGCCAAGGCCGUGGCCGCCACCAUCGGCGCCAACUUCAUCUUCUCGCCCGCGUCCGCCAUCGUCGACAAGUACAUCGGCGAGUCCGCGCGCUUGAUCAGGGAGAUGUUCGCCUACGCCAAGGAGCACGAGCCGUGCAUCAUCUUCAUGGACGAGAUCGACGCCAUCGGCGGCCGCCGCUUCAGCGAGGGCACCUCCGCGGACCGCGAGAUCCAGCGCACCUUGAUGGAAUUGUUGAACCAGAUGGACGGCUUCGACACCUUGGGCCAGACCAAGGUCAUCAUGGCCACCAACCGCCCGGACACCCUCGACCCGGCGCUCUUGCGCGCGGGCCGCUUGGACCGCAAGAUCGAGAUCAGCUUGCCGAACGAGGCCGGCCGCUUGGACAUCUUCAAGAUCCACACCGCCAAGGUCUCGAAGCAGGGCGACUUUGACUUCGAGGCCGCGGUCAAGAUGAGCGACGGCUUCAACGGCGCCGACAUCCGCAACGUCAUCACCGAGGCGGGCUUCUUCGCCAUCAGGGACGAGCGCGACUACAUUGUCCAGAACGACUUGAUGAAGGCCGUGCGGAAGGUCGCCGACGUCAAGAAGUUGGAGGGCAAGUUGGACUACGAGAAGCUCUGA